Molossus molossus (Pallas's mastiff bat) is the source of this 2220-nucleotide messenger RNA. RefSeq names its product septin 5 (gene SEPTIN5). Bases 225 to 1361 code for a protein of 378 amino acids. The record is from RefSeq and is a predicted model, not a curated record. Gene Ontology annotation, biological process: cytoskeleton-dependent cytokinesis; regulation of exocytosis. Lineage: Eukaryota; Metazoa; Chordata; Mammalia; Chiroptera; Molossidae. Gene Ontology annotation, cellular component: septin ring; microtubule cytoskeleton; synaptic vesicle. The transcript is spliced from 11 exons. Gene Ontology annotation, molecular function: GTPase activity; GTP binding; molecular adaptor activity.
GGUCCGCAGAGGCAGGGGGAUGGCUUGCGCGGCCUCCGGGGUCGGCGGCACCUCGGGUGGGCCACGUCCGGUUUCCCGGCCUCGGUUCCCGUGUCCCUAAAACCGGAACGAGAAUAGGGCUUCGAGACACUACCGCGUCUAAGUCCCUCCAGAACGUCGGGCCCGUGUUGGUCUGACCCGGUCUGAGGUCCGGAGGCGCCAGCUGGGUCUGGGGGGUCGCUGUGAUGGAUUCCCUGGCAGCGCCCCAGGACCGCCUGGUGGAGCAGCUGCUGUCGCCGCGGACCCAGGCCCAGAGGCGGCUCAAGGAUAUUGACAAGCAGUACGUGGGCUUUGCCACGCUGCCCAACCAGGUGCACCGGAAGUCAGUGAAGAAGGGCUUCGAUUUCACGCUCAUGGUGGCCGGUGAGUCGGGCCUGGGGAAGUCCACACUGGUCCACAGCCUCUUCCUGACCGAUCUGUACAAGGACCGGAAACUUCUCAGUGCUGAGGAGCGCAUCAGCCAGACUGUAGAGAUCCUGAAGCACACUGUGGACAUCGAGGAGAAGGGUGUCAAGCUGAAGCUCACCAUUGUGGACACCCCGGGCUUUGGGGAUGCUGUAAACAACUCUGAGUGCUGGAAGCCCAUUACUGACUACGUGGACCAGCAGUUUGAGCAGUAUUUCCGUGACGAGAGUGGCCUCAACCGCAAGAACAUCCAAGACAACCGUGUGCAUUGCUGCCUGUACUUCAUCUCUCCAUUUGGGCACGGGCUGCGGCCAGUGGACGUGGGUUUCAUGAAGGCUCUGCAUGAGAAGGUGAACAUCGUGCCCCUCAUUGCCAAAGCUGACUGUCUGGUCCCCGGUGAGAUCCGGAAGCUGAAGGAGCGGAUCCGGGAAGAGAUUGACAAAUUCGGGAUCCAUGUGUAUCAGUUUCCUGAGUGUGACUCAGAUGAGGACGAGGACUUCAAGCAGCAGGAUCGGGAACUGAAGGAGAGUGCACCUUUCGCCGUAAUCGGCAGCAACACGGUGGUGGAGGCCAAGGGCCAGCGAGUCCGGGGGCGACUGUACCCCUGGGGGAUCGUGGAGGUGGAGAACCAGGCGCAUUGCGACUUCGUGAAGCUGCGAAACAUGCUCAUCCGAACACACAUGCAUGACCUCAAGGACGUGACGUGUGACGUGCACUACGAGAACUACCGUGCACAUUGCAUCCAGCAGAUGACCAGCAAACUGACCCAGGACAGCCGCAUGGAGAGCCCCAUCCCCAUCCUGCCACUGCCCACUCCCGAUGCUGAGACGGAGAAGCUUAUCAGGAUGAAGGAUGAGGAGCUAAGGCGCAUGCAGGAGAUGCUGCAGAAGAUGAAGCAGCAAAUGCAGGACCAGUGACCCUGCCCCAGCUCCACAUUGCCAUGGAUAUACUGCCAGUUUCUGGACUGGCCCUUCCCACCCCUGGACCCCGACUGGCCUGGAUUUGACCCUGGAUUCAUCUGGAUCUCUGACAGGCCUGGACACAACCCCAAUCCCAGAGUGGCCUAGACCCAGACUGUUCCUGACCUGACCCAGAGACGUGGGGUCACAACCCCCAGCCAACCCUAAUUUAUUCUCAGAAUCAGCCCCUCCCCUCAUUUGUACCUGUCUCCAUGGGCCCUGGGCAAUGGCCCUCACUCUGGCCUUGGGGGAGCAGGAGCUAGGUUGGGCUGUGACUUUUGAGAUUUUACUCCCACCCCAGAUCACAGCACUCAGACUCCAGGCCCUAUCAGACAGGCAGGCAAACUAAGGCAGAAUAGGGGAGCAGAUCCUGGGGGUCUCAGUCCUAUUCCCUCAGCCCAGUGCCACCGCACAGACUUGGGAGCUGUGUUCCCCUGCUCUGGUGGUCCACCCAGCAUAUGCUGAGACCUCACUUUGUGUGGAUGUGGGCCAGGUCCUCUCUUCCUCCUCACCCGGUAGCUCAGCAGGCAGGUGGGACACCCGAGGCAUUUAGGAUCCUUCCAGACCUAAGGAGGCCAGCCCACUGCAGGCCAGGAUGGAGGCAUGGGGCUGGGGUGCCUGUAUAGCCCACGCCCCUCCCCCACAGCUGCAGUUUGUGGAGGGCUCCAGGAGCAGUGAGCUGUGGGCCAUCCCCUGGCAACCUUGAUGCCUAGACUGCUGUUCCCUGCCUUCGGCUGGGGGUCCCUUUUACCCAGUAUCAUUGUUGCCCUGGGUUCCCUAGCCCUUGGCCCAGCCCACCACCCCUCCACCCGCAUGA